This is a messenger RNA of Clonostachys solani, 1434 nucleotides long. The record is from the annotation of a GenBank genome assembly. Lineage: Eukaryota; Fungi; Ascomycota; Sordariomycetes; Hypocreales; Bionectriaceae.
AUGGCCUUCCCACUCGUCGAGCGUCAGGAUCUCAAGGCUGUCCUUCCGCCCGACUUUCUCCACGGCUAUGCAUCCGCAGCCUAUCAAAUCGAGGGGGCUACCUCCAAAGAUGGGAGAGGCCCUUGCAGCUGGGACGAUUUUCUGAAAGACCAGCCCGAGAAAGGGGACGAUGCUUGUCGCUCCUAUGACCUUUGGCAAGAAGACGUAAAACUCUUGAAGCAGUAUGGGGCCAAAUCCUAUCGUUUCUCAAUCUCCUGGUCUCGUGUCAAGCCGCUUGGGGGGGAGGAUGACCCAGUCAACGAAAAGGGAAUAGAAUAUUAUAACAACCUUAUUAAUGCCUUAAUUGACGCUGGGGUCGAACCGACCGUAACUCUACACCACUACGAUACACCUCUCGCUCUCGACGAAGCAUAUCGGGGAUUCGCUUCAAGUGAUCCUGCCCCUCUUAUCGCAGACUUUCUCUCUUACGCCAGGCUUUGCUUCGAGAGAUUUGGUGACCGGGUCAAACGAUGGCUCACAAUCAACGAGUACCUAGCUAUUGCUCAUCGCUUGUCAGGGAAAUUGAAGGGUCCGAAUGGCGCCAACGCUAACAUCGCACAAAGGGUUGGCCACAACUGUCUUUUGGUCCAUGGACAUACUGCGAAGCUAUAUCAGACCACUUUCAAAGCCCAGCAAAAAGGGCAAAUUGGUAUCGCCCUAAACUAUGAUUGGGUUGAGCCACUAGAUGAAUCAGAGCUGGCAAUAAAUGCUGCCAAAAUUGCAGAAGAAAGAUCCUUGGGCUGGUGGGCUUUGCCAAUUUUCAAAGGAAUCCAGACCAAGUCUUGGGACCAGUACGGCGAGGCAUUCCCCAAGCUCACGUCAGAAGAACUUGAACUUGUCAAAGGAUCUGCUGAUUUUUUCUCCAUCAACCACUACGGAACAAUGUACGCGACUGGGAAAGUAUUUGAUCCUUACACUAAGACGAAUUUCCGCGAUCUCGACGAUGUGGAAAAGACACAUUACAAGAAUGGAGUUGCUAUUGGUCGACGCGGUGAGAAUGGACAUCCGCAUACAGUCCCUUGGGGCUUUGCCAAGAUGCUUACUCACGUCUGGAAAACAUACGCCCAGCCACUUGACAUCCCGAUCUACGUUUACGAAAAUGGCUAUCCUGUCGAAGAUGAAUCCAAGUUUUCCAUUCACGAUAUCGUCAAUGAUAAGUACAGACAGGAGUUCUUUGACCUUUACAUCGGUGCAUUGUGCGACGUAGUCAAGAAAGAAGGCGCGAAAAUUGCCGGCUAUCAUUGCUGGAGCUUGCUUGACAACCUGGAGUGGAAUUUCGGUUAUGGGCCUCAGUUCGGUCUGACAUAUGUCGACCGCAAGAACGGGUUCAAGCGAAUCCCUAAAGAUUCCUCGAAGACAGUAGCUGCCAUCUGGGACCACGUGAUCGAAAAGUAG